GCUAUUAGAUGAUCAUCUUAGCUCGUAUGUCACAAAGCCUCGGGCUACUAACACGAUUAGUGUAAGUGCUAUUCUCAUGUGUCACACAGAAAGUCUCUUGGACGUGGACGCGUUUCUCCUGCGAUCGCCAAUAUAUCUCUUACGUUGAACAACCUGCAGGAUGUUUUCAGAAGGCGUAGAAGACACGGUGAUUGCAGCAUUUGAACCUGUGUACGAGUACCUUCUGAACUCUUGUCUGAGCAGAUUCGUGAAAUGUUUUGUCGUCAUCAUCAUUCGGUGGGGGAAGUCUGGCUACUUUGACAGCCAAACGGCUCGUGAAGUUCCAUGCCUCUGUAUGUCUGGCAUGUCUCUCAUGGGUGACACGUUUCUCAAUAUUUAUGUUGUCAUAGGCAACGAUCCAGUCUCCAUGUUGAAGCUCUCUGUUCUGCUCUAUUGCCUUUGCAGCGUUUUCCACAUACCUAAAAUUGCCCUGGCAACCAACAUCAAACUAACUAGAAGCUGAAAACCUUUGACCUUGUCACUUGCCUUCUUCGCUAGUAAGCAGACUGCUGCCAAGCUGUAGAUAUCUUUUGGUCCUGUAGUGGUGUCAGUUUGGCCUA
Molecule: messenger RNA, 599 nt
Organism: Corticium candelabrum
Lineage: Eukaryota; Metazoa; Porifera; Homoscleromorpha; Homosclerophorida; Plakinidae
Exons: 4
Coding region: 161-502 (113 amino acids)
Source: RefSeq, a predicted model, not a curated record